Molecule: messenger RNA, 502 nt
Organism: Phanerochaete carnosa HHB-10118-sp
Lineage: Eukaryota; Fungi; Basidiomycota; Agaricomycetes; Polyporales; Phanerochaetaceae
Exons: 4
Coding region: 1-429 (142 amino acids)
Cellular component (GO): cytoplasm
Source: RefSeq, a predicted model, not a curated record
AUGGUCUCUACCACUGACAACAAGAACCCCGAGCGCGUCGCGGCCGGUCUCAAGGCUACCAUGCACAACCCCAACGUCAGCGAGGAAGCCAAGCACCACGCUGCCGAACGCCUCGAGCAGAUGGGCUCGGGCACCGGAACUCAUCGCGGCGAGUCUGGCUCGCACAGCUCCACACAGGACAAGAACCGCGUCCUUGGCGGCUACAAGGCAACGCUGGCGAACGAACAUACUUCCCCUGAGGCGAAGAAGCACGCCAGGGAGAUCCUCGAAGCCCAUGGAUAUACCAUAGAGCGCGGCGAGGGCGUCUCGGAGGACGAGCACCAUACCCGUGUGCUGGCUGGUUACAAGGCCGCUCUGCACAACCCUCGCGUGUCUGAUGAGGCAAAAGCCCAUGCCAGAGAGUACCUUAGGGAGCACGAUGCGCUCUAAGCCAACCAAUCAAGCCUAAUCAUGUACCUUUAAAUUGUAUCGUAGAACGGUACAAGAUAAUUGUAAAGUUUAA